Molecule: messenger RNA, 4867 nt
Organism: Cyprinodon variegatus (sheepshead minnow)
Lineage: Eukaryota; Metazoa; Chordata; Actinopteri; Cyprinodontiformes; Cyprinodontidae
Gene: zbtb5
Product: zinc finger and BTB domain containing 5
Exons: 4
Coding region: 450-2612 (720 amino acids)
Biological process (GO): regulation of transcription by RNA polymerase II
Cellular component (GO): nucleus
Molecular function (GO): DNA-binding transcription factor activity, RNA polymerase II-specific; protein binding; RNA polymerase II cis-regulatory region sequence-specific DNA binding
Source: RefSeq, a predicted model, not a curated record
AACACCGUCUGAACGACGUGGAAAUUGUUAGGAAUCAAUUUUGCGUCUUUCCGACGAUGGGACAGGCUCUUGCUGUGAUCCUCGAAUGAAGUCACCGUGUGAAGAGCAGGCCUGCUGCUGAGGGAGACCCCCUCCGGUCGGCUGAACCGAGCGGUCAACGUGUCACCGCAACAGACCUAGCUGGCUAAAAGGCUGGGAGCAAGAGGACCACCGCAGGAGAGGGAAACGUGUUCUUGGACGCGGCAGUGAAAAUGUUAGCGGGCGGAAGGCAUAUUUAAGGGUUAAUUUUGGCAGGGAAAGGUCUUCACACAAAGUAGCGGGUCUUCCUAGAGAGCAGUAUGCUUCUCAUGCUAGCUGGCACUGCUGUUAGCUACAUUUAGCUUCUCCAGCUCCCGCUCCGGACUUUAUUAUCUCCUUUAAAGCUGCAUUUUAAAGGCAAAUUCAGGGCCAUGGAUUUUCCGGGCCACUUUGAGCAGAUCUUCCAGCAGCUCAACUAUCAGCGCAUCCACGGGCAGCUGUGUGACUGUGUCAUCGUAGUGGGCAGCCGACACUUUAAAGCCCACCGCUCAGUGCUCGCGGCCUGCAGCACCCACUUCAGAGCCCUGUUUACAGUCGCAGAAGGGGACGCCAGCAUGAACAUGAUCCAGCUGGAUAGCGAGGUGGUGACGGCAGAAGCUUUCGCUGCUCUGGUGGACAUGAUGUACACAUCAACGCUGAUGCUGGGGGAGAGCAACGUCAUGGACAUCCUUCUUGCUGCUUCACAUCUGCACCUGAACAACGUUGUGAAGGCCUGCAAACACUACCUGACCACGCGAACACUGCCCUUGUCCCCUUCUGCAGACAGGCCCUCCCAUCACCACCCGCAGCAGGAGCAACAGCAGAGGCACAGGCAGCAGCAGGUUGGAGAUUUAGGAGCUAAUGUUAGCCUCCCAGCUUCUGCUGCUACGUCUAAGCUGCAGCGCUCCUUCCUGCUGCAGCAGCUGGGCCUCAGUCUGGUGAGUUCUGCCUUAGGAGGAAUGGAGGAAGAAGUGGCAGGCAACAGAGUGGUGGAACAGAGAGCCUCCUUCCCAGUCAGGCGCUUUCACAAGCGUAAGCCUCCCCUAGGGAUUGGGCUUCAAGAGGAACGACCCAGACAGAGGCAGCGGCCCUCUGCCCCCAGCCGCGGACUUUUGGGAGAGAGUGGGGUGAACGCAGAGAGAGAGGAUGGAGCACUUCUUUCACCAGACUCCCACAAGAUGGGCGACGAAUCCAAGUCGGAUGGAGCGGUCGGCGGGCCUCAGGACGACCCCCAGAUGCCGAGUCAGUCGGACAGCGGACACUGUGAGGAGGAAAGCUUAGGAAGAAUGCAGGGAGGGGUGGGGAAGGAGGAGGACAUCAGUGAUCAUGACCAGCGGGAUGAACGAGUGGGAGUGAAGAUGAAAUCUGGAACAGAGGAGGAGGAGGAGGCUGAGGAAGAGGAGCAGAAGGUGGUGGUCAAACAGGAGCCUCUCAGUUCGCCAGAACCUGUGGACGAAAACAGCGACGUCACAUCCCAGGCCGAAGGUAGCGACCCGACGGAGCCCGGGUGCCAGGAGGAAGAGGAGAAGGUGGAGCUGAGCCCAGAGAGCAGCGACCGCAGCUUCACCUCUGAACCCCAGCCCAGCUCUGAGUCUCUCCUCAAGAGCAGCAUGGCAGGAGGUGCAGGAGUUACAGCAGGUUUCAGCUGCGGCAACGUUCUGAACAACAAACCUGCUUUUAAUAUUCCCAGCUUCCUCGGAGCCAAGGAUUUCAGCAGCGGCAGGUCCGGGUUGGUUGCUGCAGAGGAUGCCCUUCCUAACACGACCACGGGAGAUGCUGUUUCACAUAAUUUUAUGCUGAGACAAGACACAGCUGCACCAUCCGGGUCUGCCUCAUCGUCGGUUUUGCAGCCUGGAAUGCUAAACACCGAGAGCAGAAACAGCUUUGGAGAUAACCUGCAGCCGGACUCUUUGUUCCUCCGCCCGCUGCAUGAUGGGUUAGGAAACCCAAGAAACGGGGGAGGGGGUGCAAGUGGAGGACGUGGAGGCAUGGAUCCCUUCAGCUUGGACUUCCAGAGAUCCAGUCUGGGCCUCCACUCGCUGGGCCGCCCAUCGAGGCCAGCAGGAGGAACUAGUGCGAACGCUCUGGGUUAUCAAAGCUUCAGGCGUAUCGCUCCAAAAAUGAACUCUGGAAUGGGAGGAGAAGAACCCGUAGGUGGGAUUAUUCGUGAUGCUGCAUCUUCUUCAUCCAGUCUAUCCAGUCCUCUGCUCCUUAAUGAAAGCGGAGGGUACGAGAUGAACAGCAGCAGGCCCACCUCCCUCCCACCCCAACUCACGCGGGCGUCGGCUGACGUCCUGUCCAAGUGCAAGAAGGCGCUUUCGGAGCACAAUGUCCUGGUGGUGGAAGGGGCGCGGAAGUAUGCCUGCAAGAUCUGCUGCAAAACCUUCCUCACCCUGACCGACUGCAAGAAACACAUCCGAGUCCAUACCGGAGAAAAACCCUACGCCUGUCUCAAGUGCGGCAAACGUUUCAGCCAAUCGUCGCACCUUUACAAGCAUUCCAAGACCACGUGUCUGCGCUGGCAGAACAGUAACAUGUCCAACACUCUGCUGUAGAGGGCGGAAAGAAAGCUAGGCUUUUAACGAUGCACUCAACAUGAAACUCUCCCAUUUUUUUCUCUUCAGAAUGGUUGGAUCCCAUCAUCUUCAUCUCUUUUCUUCCCCUAGAUAAAUCACUCCUGAUCACAAACCAAAGAUGAGGAUUAUAUUUUUCUCAUCCACACUAUCAGCCUGUUCUGUAAGGAUAAAACACCUAUAUUCUUUUAAAAGGACACAUGUAGCUUUGAUCCCUUGGACUGAAUUAUGAAUAAUCUCCUACAUUAAUGUCACGAGUAUGACCAAGAUUUAUUUUCUCUUAGUUUUAAAUGUCUUAAUUAGGAAAAAAAGCUUCUUCAGAGUUAUUUGGUUUUGAAUCACAAAAUCAAAAGUUGGAUUUGCUCUGAUGUGACCGGUGCAGAUGUUCUAACAUUUUAAUCGUACGAAGAAUCUGCUGCAGCCUCUAAUUGUGGUCAGACCCACUCUGUAAGAACUGACGGAGGCUUGCAUGCACAGGUGUCUGCAGGCCUCCUCUGCACAUGGAAGAGGAAAAUACCUCCUGAACCUUCUCUCAGUUUAUUCACUUUAUUGGGAUUUUAUACCAAAGACAAAGAAGAGCAUAUUUAUGAAGGAAUUUAUUGGUUUUUAACAAUCUUUACUUGCUAUUUUGUAUUAAUAUUCCACCACAAUGAUUUCUAGAACCACCAUUAUUUUUGGAGUUAUACUGGUGUCUUGCAGGUUUCCCACCAGGCCUGUAUGUGGUGCUUUCACCACCUUGUUUUAUGGUUGCUGUAAAGUUUAAUACAGCUUAAUAUACUAAACUUUUUGUUUUCUUUUCUCCACUCUUGCAUCACUCUUGAUGACCUGCAUUACUAAUUGAUGCGUUUUUAUCAGAUUGUCCCACAUGAACUGUACGCCGCUAGCUGCGUCUUUGGCUAAUGCUUGCGUUACCUUUUAUUCUCUAGGAAAGCAUGUUUCCAUCUGUGCCGUUAACGUUUCAUUUUUUUUAGAGGAUGGAUUGAAUAGUGCUAUUCUCCAGGUCCAAAGCUUAAGUUAUUGUUUUUGGACCUUUUUUAAACUCCCUGUCUGCUUGUUCUCCAACAAGCCACCGCAGCCUUCAGAAGGCAGCUGGAUUUAUACCCAGAUUAAAUGAUAUGCAGGUGGACUCAUCAUGGAGACAAACAGGCUGCAUUCCCGGUUUUUCAAGCACAUCAAAGUAAAGGGUACAAAAUAUAAAUCACACUUUGUAUAAAAAGAUGUCGAAAAACCAUGCUCUAUUUUCCUUUUUCUACAAAGUUAUGCAAUACUUUGUGUUGAUCUGUGACAUAAAAUCCCAAUAAAAUACAUGGAGGUUCAAAUACUGGGAUCCUUACGGAGAUAAUGAACGAGAGUUUUAAUAUUUUGAAAGCAUUAGAAUCUGGGGGUUAUAUGGUGCUUAUUGUUAAGCUAAAUAUUUGUGAACCUGAAGGAAGAAAAUAUGUUGCUGAUAAAUUCACUUGUUGAAAGUUUAUUGAAAGAAAGAGGAUUCAUUGUCAUUGUCGUCCUUGACAAGUGAUAUUAGUGCUUUUUAGUGGUUCACUCAUAAAACUGAGAAGGUAAGGAUUUUUCAUUCUUCUCUCUACCCAAAAUCAAGGGACGCUGAGGCAAGACAGCUAAAAUAAAUCUAAAAUCCUAAACAUUAGUGCCAUUUCAGUACCAUGUUUUACCAGAAACCACCCUGUAAAUAAAUCCUCUUAGUGUCAGCAGUUAUUUAUAUUUGCAGUUAAGACUUCAAAUGUAUAAAAGUUCAGCUCUGACCCAAAACAACAAACCUCUCCGUGGUAUGGCAAAAACGGGUUCCUCCUGGUUAGGGAUAUGCUGUGUUUCCUUAUUGAAAUGUACAUUUCUGUUGUUUGAAUUGAGUUUACUGCGUUUUUUAAACGAUAUGUUAAAAAAAUAGAAGAAAAUUCCUCACAUUGCUGGUCUGUUUUUCAACCUCAGAUCUGGUAAAAAUCCUGUUAAAUUUCACAUUUUUCAGUUUAUUACUGUACUAGAAGUUGAUGUUUUCAACUUAUUUAUUUUUCUCUGAUUGCUUUGAAUUCAGAAGCACUUGCUGUGCAUUCAGACCAAAUGCAGUGUCCAUGGCGACGGCAAUGGAUUUACAUACUAUACCUAUGUAAACCAAGUUGGGAAGCAGCCAGCGGUGAAUCCCACGCGGUGAGGGCGUUCCUGCUCCACUCUAACCUCAUGCUAAUCAGUUUAAACGGAGUUAUAAACAAACCGCAGCACCACCUGGA